AGGAGACUUUCUCCUCCACGGGGGGAGAAUUCUCCACCCGCGGAGGAGACUUUCUCCUCCAUGGGGGGAGAAUUCUCCACCCGCGGAGGAGAUUUUCUCCCCCCCCGGGUGGGGAGAAUUCUCCUCCACCGGGGAAGAGGGGGUGGAGACUGACGGUUCUCCUCCCCCUGGGGAGAAGUGGGGGAGACAGGUGGGGAGACAUGUCUCCCCCGGUUCUCCCCCUCUUCGCCCCCCCCGGUGGAGACAACCAAUCCCCCCUGUCAUGCCAUAA
This is a messenger RNA of Klebsormidium nitens, 271 nucleotides long. The record is from the annotation of a GenBank genome assembly. Lineage: Eukaryota; Viridiplantae; Streptophyta; Klebsormidiophyceae; Klebsormidiales; Klebsormidiaceae.